AUGGAUUUAAACAGCACUUCAACAUCAGUCACCUAUUUCAUCAGUUUGUAGGCAAACCUAAAUGUAGCUUUUUCAGGUGUUCACACACAUUGGGAAAAUGCCUGAAGCUGACGUACUGUACUCUGAUGUCAAGUUCACAAGAGCGAGGGAAAAAGGCAGCGAGACCACUUCCUUGCCACCUGACACCACUUAUUCCGAAGUCAAGCUCUCGAAAACUCAGCCACCCACGGAGCCUCGUGGCUCCCAACAAUCAGCAGUGCCAAAUGAAAGGUCAAAGGUCACAUCAGAGAGAGUGGCCCUGGUGCUUCUCAGUCUUCUCCUGGCAGCUGCUGUCAUUGCGCUUGGUGUUACCAUUCAUGAAAAUGCUCAAACCAUGAAAGAGCUCCAAAAGUUGAAGAAAAAUCUCACGGAUGAUUCAUGUCUGAAGUGUGAAACAGGCUGGGAGCAACAUGGAGGACAGUGUUAUUAUUUCUCCACCAGACGUUCAUCCUGGGAAGAGAGCAGAAGCUUCUGCCAAAGUGAAGGAGGAGACCUGGUUAAGAUAGACAGCAGAGAGGAGCAGAGUUUCCUGGAGAAAACACUGAGAGAAAAAAUGGACGUUGCUGACGACAAGUUCUGGAUCGGACUGACAGACUCAAAGACAGAGGGUGAAUGGUUGUGGGUGGACGACUCACCACUGAACACAAGGCUGAGUUUUUGGCUUAACAUUGAGCCAGACAACUGGACUGGGGAGGAUCCUGAUGGAGAGGACUGUGUGAGGAUGGGGGAGAAAGGAGGAGCAACAGAUCUGAAGUGCUGGUUUGAUAAAUCCUGCAAAGCAUCUCAGAAAUAUAUUUGUGAGAAAGAAGCAGAAACUGGAGAAUAUAUGGUCUCAUGUGUCUGAAAUCCAGUUAAGCCUGAGUUUAACAAUCUGUGACAUGAUGUUGGUUUUGACCUUGUAAACAUUUAAAGAUCUCCUCCAGACAGAUAUUAAAAAUACUUUGAAUAAUAUUUUGUGUCUGAUUUGUACAGAAUCAUUCAGCUUGUUAUUGAUCUUCUUUAUUUUUAUUACUUUCUUUUUUCUUUUUCUUUUUAUCUAUUUAACUGUAGAUACAACUGAUCCAACAUCUACAGUUUAUAAAUACAACAGAAACUGUGUUUUAACAUCUUUCAUUCAUUUUCUGUUUAAUGAAAAUAAACAGUCCCUGUCUAUUCAUGUCCUG
This is a messenger RNA of Lates calcarifer (barramundi perch), 1202 nucleotides long. RefSeq names its product C-type lectin domain family 4 member E. Lineage: Eukaryota; Metazoa; Chordata; Actinopteri; Centropomidae. Gene Ontology annotation, molecular function: signaling receptor activity. The transcript has 7 exons. The record is from RefSeq and is a predicted model, not a curated record. Bases 98 to 883 code for a protein of 261 amino acids.